Messenger RNA from Fomitopsis serialis, 621 nucleotides. RefSeq lists its product as uncharacterized. The transcript has 3 exons. The coding region runs from base 1 to 621 and encodes 206 amino acids. The record is from RefSeq and is a predicted model, not a curated record. NCBI's taxonomy places the organism in Eukaryota, Fungi, Basidiomycota, Agaricomycetes, Polyporales, Fomitopsidaceae.
AUGUUCGCCCUCGGCGCCAUCGUUGCUUUGUUCGCUGCGUCCGUGUCGGCCAUCCCGGCUUUGAACACUCGUCAGACGGGCGCAUCUUGUGCGGGGUUCGGUAGUGGCUCCACCGACACCCCGACGUACAACUUCACGCUCACGGCGUACAACACCACGCUCCCGAACACCAACAGCUCCGGUGCGCCGCUCGUCCUCGGGUGGGGUCCCCCUGGGACAAGUCCAGAGGCGAGUUACUGGGCGAUCUCCACGUAUGCGGAGUGGCAUUCCAACGAUUGGCCGUACUUCUCCCUUGAGGGUGGUGCGAUCUACCCUAAUCCCGGCCCAGAUGAGCAGGGCCUGGGAGCAUACGACUACGACAUCGCCUCUGGCGCAGAGGUCGGCUUCCUCGUGCUCCCCACCGAGCCCGGCCGAGACGUCCCGAAGAUCUAUUGUGCUGCUCUGCGAAACGGUGAUGUUUUGCUGGCGGUGAACAACGACGCGGACAGUUUCUCGCUCUGCCAAUCUGUCCCGAACACGAGCAACGUCCUCGUGUACCAGGCGAACAGCAACAACAGCGACUACUACGACUAUAGCACGUGCUACGGCGUGGAUGUCUUUGUCAUCCCGUACGAUGGCUAA